AUGAAGCGGCUUCUCUACGACAUGAAGGAUAUAUCAGUCGCACCGUAUGGAGAAUACUGGAGGCAAUUGAAAAGCAUUUUUGUUCUCCAUCUCUUGAGCAACAAAAGGGUACAAUCAUUUCAUGUCAUAAGGGAAGAAGAGACAGCAUUGCUGAUGGAAAAGAUUAAGGAAUCAUGUCAUUCUUCAUUGCCAUUAAAUCUGAGUGACUUGUUUAUGGCGAUUACGAAUGACAUUGUUUGUAGAUCAGCUUUCGGGAGGAAGUACAGGGAUGGGGCGAAUGGGGAGAAAUUUCUGAAGCUGAUUACCGAAUUUUUGGAGCUUUUAGGGAGUAUUAAUGUUGGAGAAUUUAUUCCAUGGCUGGCGUGGAUUAGUCGUGUUAAUGGAUUUGAUGCUAGAGUGGCUUAUGUUGCUAAACAGCUUGACGAAUUUCUUGAAGGAGUGAUUGAAGUACACUUGGAAAACGGUGUUGAAAAUCAUAGUGGAAAGGAUGAAAGUAACGAGAAUUUUGUUGAUAUUCUGCUUGGGAUUUACAAGGACAAUAAGACUGGUGUUUCCAUUGAUAGAGAUACUAUCAAAUCAAUAAUUUUGGAUGUCUUUGCUGCUGGAACAGAUACCUUAUCCGUAGUUCUAGAAUGGGGAAUGACGGAGCUAUUUAGGCACCCGAGAAUCAUGAAAAAGCCCGAAUCUAGCGUUUUCCGGCGGCUUCUUUACGACAUGAAGGAUUUGUCAGUUGCCCCAUAUGGAGAAUACUGGAGGCAAUUGAAAAGCAUAUUUGUACUCCAGCUUUUGAGUAACAAAAGGGUACAAUCAUUCCAUGCUAUAAGGGAAGAAGAAACGGCCUUGAUGAUGGAAAAAAUUAAGGAAUCGUUUCUUUCUUCAUCGCCGUUGAAUAUGAGUGAUUUGUUUACGGCAAUCACAAACGACGUUGUUUGUAGGUCAGCUUUCGGGAGGAAAUACAGGGACGGGGCUGUUGGGGAGAAAUUUCUGAAGUUGAUUACUGAAUUUUUGGAACUUUUGGGGACUAUUAGUAUUGGAGAAUUCAUUCCAUGUCUGGCGUGGAUUAAUCGUGUUAAUGGUUUCGAUGCUAGAGUAGAUUUUGUUGCUAAAGAACUUGAUGAGUUUCUUGAAGGAGUGAUUCAAGAACACUGGGAUAUGGAAAAUUCAAGUGGAAAUGAUGAAAGUAAAGAGUGUUUUGUAGAUAUUCUGCUUAAGAUUUACAAGGACAAAACCACUGGUGUAUCCAUUGAUAGAGAUAGUGUCAAAGCCAUAAUUUUGGAUGUAUUUUCUGCUGGAACUGAUACCACAUCCACAGUUCUAGAGUGGGCAAUGACAGAACUCUUAAGGCACCCAGUAGUUAUGAAAAAGUUGCAAAAUGAGGUGAGGGGUGUUCUCAAUGUAAAACAUAACAUAACAGAUGCUGACUUAGAGAAAAUGCAUUAUUUGAAAGCUGUAGUGAAGGAAACUCUACGAUUCUUCAAAGCCAUAAUUUUGACUUCAGAUGGAUUACUUGUUAAGAGGUCAGCAGCUAGCAUGCUUAAUGGAAAGAAGAUUGUUCAAACAAUUCCUGCUAAUAAGAAAGCAGCAUCUGUGAAAUCCAGCAUCAAUAAGAAAGGUGAUGGAGGUGGACAGUCAAAAAGUUCCAAGCCAGCAGAAAUGAGCCUUGAAGAGAUUGAAAAUAAAUUAGGCUCCCUUAUUCAAGCAGAUACAGUUGCGCAGUUGAAGAGUGCUGUGUGGAAAGAGCGGCUUGAAGGAUCGUACCCUCCGAAGCAUGUGUUGAAAAGAACUAUAGUUUUGAUUCUUUUGACGUACUCAUAUGUCAAAGAAACUAAAGCAAUGCAGAUCAUAUUCAAAGAUGAAGGGAAAGCCAUGGGUGGGGGGCCCGAAUCUAGCGUUUGCCGGCGGCUUCUUUACGACAUGAAGGAUUUGUCAGUUGCCCCAUAUGGAGAAUACUGGAGGCAAUUGAAAAGCAUAUUUGUACUCCAGCUUUUGAGUAACAAAAAGGUACAAUCAUUCCAUGCUAUAAGGGAAGAAGAAACGGCCUUGAUGAUGGAAAAAAUUAAGGAAUCGUGUCUUUCUUCAUCGCCUUUGAAUAUGAGUGAUUUGUUUACGGCAAUCACAAACGACGUUGUUUGUAGGUCAGCUUUUGGGAGGAAAUACAGGGACGGGGCUAUUGGGGAGAAAUUUGUGCAGUUGAUUACUGAAUUUUUUGAACUUUUGGGGACUAUUAGUAUUGGAGAAUUCAUUCCAUGGCUGGCGUGGAUUAAUCGUGUUAAUGGUUUCGAUGCUAGAGUAGAUUUUGUUGCUAAAGAACUUGAUGAGUUUCUUGAAGGAGUGAUUCAAGAACACUGGGAUAUGGAAAAUUCAAGUGGAAAUGAUGAAAGUAAAGAGAGUUUUGUAGAUAUUCUGCUUAAGAUUUACAAGGACAAUACCACUGGUGUAUCCAUUGAUAGAGAUAGUGUCAAAGCCAUAAUUUUGGAUGUGUUUGCUGCUGGAACUGAUACCACAUCCACGAAAUUUGACUGGGAAUUGCCUAAUGGAGCAAAAGGAGAGGAUUUGGAUAUGAGUGAACGCCCAGGUGUUUCAAUCCAUAGAAAAGUUCCUCUUUUGGCUGUUGCAACUCAAUGCUAUCUCUAA
Fraxinus pennsylvanica is the source of this 2634-nucleotide messenger RNA. NCBI's taxonomy places the organism in Eukaryota, Viridiplantae, Streptophyta, Magnoliopsida, Lamiales, Oleaceae. The record is from the annotation of a GenBank genome assembly.